Molecule: messenger RNA, 1287 nt
Organism: Aedes albopictus (Asian tiger mosquito)
Lineage: Eukaryota; Metazoa; Arthropoda; Insecta; Diptera; Culicidae
Gene: Tap42
Product: immunoglobulin-binding protein 1
Exons: 4
Coding region: 54-1115 (353 amino acids)
Biological process (GO): regulation of signal transduction; regulation of dephosphorylation
Cellular component (GO): cytosol
Molecular function (GO): protein phosphatase 2A binding
Source: RefSeq, a predicted model, not a curated record
CGGCGCAGAAGACGAGCUCUAGCUGCUGAUGCCUUUUAUUUAUAAACAAAAAGAUGGCCGAAACACAUCAGGAGAUUCCGAUUGACCGCAAACUUUCCGAGAUUUUCCAGGAGGCGUACGACCUGAUGGGCACGCUUGACACCUGUUACGAUCCGACCAACAGCCCGGAAGUACAGGCCAAGAUCAAAAAGUGCAUCGGACUGUUUGAGGAUUCUACCCGACUGGUCAGCCUAUGCGGAUUGUUCAGCAAGAAUGAAACGCACGACGAGGUGGCCACAGAUAAUCUGCGCUACUUCUUGUUACCGUUCUUUUUGGCUCAGCUGACGCUGAAGCUGUGCAAUGCCGAGCGGAAGGAGAUCGUCGAGGUGGCGGAAGUUUACUACAAUGAUUUCCUGCGACGCUGUGAGGAUUACAAGCUGUGCGAUAAGCCGGAAGCGGUGCUCGUUGAAGAACAUCACGGUGCACAUGAGGGCGAUAAGUUCCAGGAAUUGACACGGAUGGCCCAGGAGCGGAAUGCAAAGUUGAAAAAGUACCAGGAGAAGAAGGAGCUGGAUGAGCAGAUCAAGAAGCUGAAAAUUGCAAUGGAGAAAGAGCACGUGGAUGAGGAGGUGAAGAGAGAGUUCUACAUGAAGCUGUUGAACUCAUGCAUUAUGGAGGCGCACGAGGAACUGGUCAGUAUUAGUCAGGAGAAACAGAUUCUGGAGCACAUUGCCGUUAUGCGGAGGAACAGCGGAGGAGAGGAGGGUAAAAUGCAUCCGCCGAAGGGACCGGCACCGAGACCGCUGAAGCCGAUCAUUAUAACGAAGGAUGCUGUUCAGAAGGCGGUCUUCGGGCUGGGCUAUCCGAGCUUUCCGACCAUGACGGUGGCGGAGUUCUACGAACAACGUGUGGCCGAAGGCAUUUUCCCGGACGCCGAACGCAUGAAGGAGAUCAACAAGAACAGUCUGAUGAAUCGCGUCUAUCAGGACAAUGAAGCAGAGCAGGAUAAGGAGGAUGAAAAGAAUGAAAUGUUGGUCGAGCAGGACGACGAGGAAUAUCUGGCCCGUCAGCGCGCAAAGGAUGAGUUCAAGGAUGAUCACCGUCGUGGUUACGGAAAUCGUUACAAUCGAAGCUAAAUUUUUAAUUCAAAAGAGUUUAUACGCUAUCAUACAAAAGAAACAUCAUGUGUGACAAAAUAAGUGUCGUACCUACACAUGAAAUUAUCGAUGCAAGCACGAACUGAUUUAUAGAGUUUUUUCUGUGUCCUUGUUAGCAAUAAUCCUAUAAUAAAACUGAGUGUUCUCCGUA